Messenger RNA from Sitodiplosis mosellana (orange wheat blossom midge), 1419 nucleotides. Its product is annotated as cilia- and flagella-associated protein 206. Lineage: Eukaryota; Metazoa; Arthropoda; Insecta; Diptera; Cecidomyiidae. Bases 1 to 1419 code for a protein of 472 amino acids. The record is from RefSeq and is a predicted model, not a curated record. The transcript has 6 exons. Gene Ontology annotation, cellular component: ciliary basal body; axoneme. Gene Ontology annotation, biological process: regulation of cilium beat frequency.
AUGGAGCCGUUGACCCGUUUAAUUAUCAAUACACGCCUGAAAUCAAAGAUCGAUUGUGAUGAAUAUGUGAAAAAGCUGGCAGUGGACAUUAUCGCGCAUUAUGCAUUGGGAAAUUCGGAGAAUGGCCAGGUUGUUCAAGAAACAAUAAAUGCUCUAAAGAGUAUGAUGUCUGUGAAUGAUGUAAUGGCGUUUUCGGCAUUGUGUGAAAAAGAUAAAAUCGAAUCAUUAUCGGGUAUCCGAGAGAUUGUAUGCGGAAUGAGAGCGUUCAAUAAAGAUGCCGGCCACUGUGGUGAAGGAAUUGUCGACCUCGAAAAGACGGUUCGCAGCGGAUACAAAACAACCAAAUUGCAGCUGUGUACGUCAUUGAAAGAGAUCACGGACAGGACUGAAUUGUUAAUGGCACCACUCGGGAAGCUAGCAUCGUUCGAUAUGCUUUCGAGCUUGAUUGAAAAUAACAAUAUCAUCAAAUCAAUUACAUUAAAUCGCCAAUGUGAGCGUUUUUUGUACGAUUUAUUGAACACACUGGCCGAUCAUCAAAAGCACAUCGACCGUUGUUUGAAGAAUUUUCGCAGUCAAUUGAACCGGAUUCACGAAAUUGUGAAAUUCCGUACGGCAAUACCAAUCACCAGCAUAUUCCCAAAAUUCAUUGAGCUGGCAAAGUUAUGGGAGCAAUUACAACAUCAAACGUACAUUUUAUCCGAGAUAAACACGGUCAAUGAGCAAUUGAUGCUUCUUGCACACAAUCAUUCGUACAGCAGCUGUGUAAGGGAUCUACAAGCAUUGACAACGUCACCGAAUUAUGGUGUUAACGGCGACGUUAAUGGAGAUAAGAGCAGUUAUGGUGCAGGCCAAAAGGUUGGACAACCGAAAAUUAUGAACGGUUCAAACAAUGAACAGAUUAAAAUUGUUCCAUACGAACUUAAUUUAAAGAUUGAAUAUGAAGCAUUUUGCGCAUGGACUCUGUCUCUCGCAAGUGGUGGUGGAUUGUUGUUGCCUGCUGAUCUCACCAAUGGCUUAGUUCAAUUUAAAAAUCAAUAUUAUGCAUUUAGUACCGUGGCUGCAGCUGACUGCUUCAUUCAAAACCCUGAGACAUGUGUGGCCAAUAUAAAUGAGACGAUUUGUCGAAAUCCUGAACUAGCACUAUUUUUUGAUAUGUACGAUUUACUGGAACAAAAUGGAAUCAAACCAAACCAAAAUACUUACAAUUAUGACCAAAACACCAUGGACAGACUAGAACAAUGCUCAGUUGGAAUUCAAACGGAUGUCCAUCCCGUUCCAUUUGCAAAAGAUAAAAAUUAUGCAUGGAAUGUGUGGGAUAUGCGGCGAGAAGCCAUAAAAUUGGCAAAUCUUCAAAAUUAUCAAACAAAAUCCACACAAACCAGCUGCCAAUCGUCGUUUGGCACACAAACCGAUCGCUAG